GAUGCGUUCCGAACACCAAACCCCUCAACACCACAACAACGCUAUGAUGUACAUGUAAUGUCGAUAUCUUCUUCGACAACAAAUGCACAGUUUCCAAUAUGAUGAAGCACGCUGCAAAGAGGCUCAUUCGAUCCUAUCCGUCUCUCAACCUGAAGAUCAAUGUGACCAAUAAUGGCAAGAACAUGUUAGUUGUGUUACCUGGACUCCGAUUUGAUGAUAUUGAUCACACAGGACAACCCGACAUUUGGCGAGUGUUUGAAAUGAUCAACAGAGUAGAACAUGCCGGGUUCUACAACGGGGCACCAUUCCUGGACUAUACAAGUCUAAACAAACAGAACUUCAGUUCUAUUGUAAAAGCAUGUUCACUUGAAGUUAAAAAAGACUUCUACGAGACAUUAACUCCAAAAGCACCACUCGACGUUACAGUCAGUUUAGCUCACAUCGGGAAAACUACUUUUACUACAGUGUGCGAGAUGUCAUGUGGCGGGAAAAUGAAGCCAUCUGUUAGGAUUAAAAACAUGCACACACUCAUGAACGUGGCCCGUGAUGAAGUGGAGGAGAUUCCUGAUUGGUGGCGAAACCGAUUCGGCUCAGAUGAAAUAGAAAAUAUUCAACAACAUAUUCUCAAUAUAACUCCCUUACCGAAACCAGAAACUGCCUUCCUCCACCCGUUCGCUGUACCUCUUAGUGACACUGAUAUCUCACAACGUACCAGAUGUUCAUCCUACGUUCGCUACUUCUUCGAGGUAGCGAGUAUUGCUUCAAACCGUGAACACUUCAAAAGCAUCAAGAACUUCCAUGAGUUUCACAUCAAAAGUAUGCAAAUGUUGUACUUUGGCUCCACAUGUUGGGGUGAUGCUUUGACCUCGGCAUGCUGGGAAGAUAAAGACCCACUCCUUCUACACUGCAACGUAAACAAGGGUGGUAAACCUGUGUGGUACGCUAAUGUUGAUCUCUACUCAGAAGUUUUUGGCCAUUUAUAGUCACCCUGUUGACAACAUACACUUGUUUUCAAAUCUGUUUGACAAUUUCAUAAAAUGAUGAAGAAAGAAAUUUUAUUGGUUGUCACAUCUUUUAUUAUGAUGAUUAUGUAAAUAUUUUUGACGCAUUUCAUUCAUAUUGCAAAAAAUGUAUUUUUUGAGUUGAAUUUACAGAAGUGAUGUAAUAUGUCUGCUAUUGAAAAUUUAUAUUCAUUUUCUAGGAUUUCAAUAUCAAUUGUUUUAAAUACACAGAUAAUUAUGUAAUCAAUUGCUUCGGAAAGCCUUUAAAUUUCCAAUUAAUUGGUACCAAUUUCACCAUAGGUGUCCCAUCACUAUUAACAAUACACACUGUUUGAUGCAAUCAAAAAUAUCUUCAACCUUGAUGUGUGCAUCAGGCACAUCAUUUGUUGUUGAAAAUCAAAUUUUUAUAGAAAGGAAAUUAUUUUGACUUUUGAUGUGUUGGUUGGAGAAUAAGAAAAAUGUUAAUUUUGGUGCUUAAAAUUUGAUGUAAUGACAUAUUGGUAUUAUAUACAUUGUAUAUUGAUAUACAUUGUAUAUAUGAACAAAAUAGAUUCAACAUGACCAACAAUUGCAAUCAAUAACGCAAGCACAUUCGGGCCUUCCUGGUCAUCUUGAGGCGUUAUCCUGCAGUUGUUAUCCAUUAUGACAUCAUAACACAUUACGAUGUCAUCCUGUUACUAAGUAAUAAAUCAAACACCUGAAGAUGUUUGCCAUGUUGAAUCUUUUUUGUUUAGAUAUCUAAACGAUACACAAUGUUUUUAUCAUUUUGAACUAAUAUACAAAAAGAAUGUAUAUAUAUAUGGUAUAUGUAUGUAUGAGUGAACUAUUUGUGUGACCUUUUUAACAACACAGAAUAAUCUGGAAACCUUUUUAAGCCAGAUAAUUAUGGGUUAUAUGUUUUGUAUUUGUAAAGCAUUUUUAAACAAACUCAAACUGGUCACGGUCGAAUACCAAACGGUCUAAUCUGGUGCAUCAUUUGUUCUGCCAUCCAUCUAUCUUCAUACAAAUCUUCUUAUCACUACUCCCCAUGAAUGAAUGAUCACAUAAAGACCAGAUUAUCGCUGGUGAGUUGAAAGGCUUGGUCUGUAUUUGAUUAUGAACCUGAUUCAGACUUGUGCAACAUGUAAACAGUAUGGCAAACAAAAGAUUAUCAAUAUUCGAAAGAGUUAUUCCCCUUGAUUUCUUUCUUCAUUUAUAAUUUAUCAUCCCUAAAUAUAUUUACAUUCUUAAGAAAAUAACUUGAACUUAAAUUAUACUAAUCGGAUUGUAAGGUUCCCUCUUGGAGUAGUUCAGCAUUAAAUUGCCUUCUUUAAGAUAGAAUUCUCACAGGAGUGCAGACAAAUUGAAUAAUAUGCAUUAGGCAGGGUAUUUGUAUUUAUAAUUAAUCUUUCCAAUUUCAUCACAAAUACUACUCCUGUAUACCUGGAUAUUGUAGGUAUUUGCAUUACGGGUUUGAUAUUCUAAUGAUAUUAAUUAAAUUCAUUCAUAUCACAACAUUAGAUAUUGCACUGCUAUCCAUAUUUUCCUAUAUACAGUGUAUUGUACAUGUGAAAAGGAGAGUAUUGUAUUGGCUAGCAAAGUUGAUAUACAUUUUUUAAGACAAAAGUUUUGAAAUUCGGUAGAUAUCACCAUUGUCUUAACUUCUUGUGGCAAUCAAUAGUCGAUACGGUUAUUAGUGAUAAACUCUCAAAAUGCAACAUUUUUGCAGUAUUAUGUCUUUUAGAAAUUUUGUCAAAUUGAGAGUACAUGUACAGUGUAUAUAUAUCUUGUACUUUCACAGAAUAACAAUUUUUUGAGUUGAUAAUUCAAAGAGUGUAAUGUUAUGGUAUAUCUUUCUAAAAACAAGUUUUUAAUGCAUUUAUGGAAUAAUUUGAAAAAUGUGUCCCUUGAUCACCCAGAAAUUUAAUCAAAAUUUGAUUUUUAUUUACAACAUAGUGUAUGUAGUUCAGCUCAAAAAGUUCUACACCAAAUUACAUUCUAGUCGUCAUUGAUAAUGGUUAAAGGGUCAAAGGUCACAUUUGUACACAUCGUUGAAUAUUUUCAGUUCAUCAUGUCAAACUUGAAGCGAGCUUAUGCUGUGGUGCAGCAUCAGUCAUCAACUUUUUUCCUUUAAACCACUUUUCUCUGUUAAGAAAAGUUCAAGAAUCAAGGUAUUGGGCUGGUAUGUUUAAUACUGGAAUAACGCCUGAUAAAGUUUGUGAAAAGAAAUGAUUUUGACCAAGAUUACAAGUGGUCAUAAUACUAGAAAAUCUUGUUUUUACCGAAAGACCAAGAAACAAAGGUGAGCAAUACAGGCCCAUUGGGCUCUUGAUAUAGUAUCAGUUAUUAAUAUAAUGUAUAUCUACAAAAUAGAAUGCUUUAUAUCCAAACAGCUCAGGGAACAUUUGAUUUGUAGUGUAUUCAGUUUUGCAGAUAUAUUCAUGUCAAGUUCGGAUUUCAUUUAAGCGCGCUUCAUUAAAUUUGCCUUUGUCCAGUUGGCAUUCAUCAGCCCAUAACUUCCAAAUGAAAGCAGUUCAAUGCUUAUAUUUACAUUUGACAACGA
Molecule: messenger RNA, 3543 nt
Organism: Pecten maximus
Lineage: Eukaryota; Metazoa; Mollusca; Bivalvia; Pectinida; Pectinidae
Exons: 3
Coding region: 99-983 (294 amino acids)
Source: RefSeq, a predicted model, not a curated record